Molecule: messenger RNA, 1377 nt
Organism: Hermetia illucens (black soldier fly)
Lineage: Eukaryota; Metazoa; Arthropoda; Insecta; Diptera; Stratiomyidae
Product: zinc finger protein 429-like
Exons: 1
Coding region: 121-915 (264 amino acids)
Biological process (GO): regulation of transcription by RNA polymerase II
Cellular component (GO): nucleus
Molecular function (GO): DNA-binding transcription factor activity, RNA polymerase II-specific; RNA polymerase II transcription regulatory region sequence-specific DNA binding
Source: RefSeq, a predicted model, not a curated record
UGCCAUCUUGACACAUCUUGACAGCUGUCAAAUAUCAGCAGAAUUUCUGAACCCAAUUGUCAGCACACAGAUCUGUUUUUCUCUUAGCUUAUCCGCCGAGUUUCACAUUAUCGGAUCGUAAUGGCUACAUCUCUGGAUUCCGCCAAAGAAGAGAUCGAGUACAAACCAAUAAUCCUCAACGCGCAGCCAGAUCCAACACAACAAUCGGCAGUGCCGUCGCAGAGUCCACAGCCGCCAUCGAUAGUGCCGUCCCCGACGACCACAACAACAGCCUCAUCAGGUUUCGGAGUGGACGACCCGGAGUUUACCAUAAUCCCCAACCAGCAGCGCAACAAGACCAAGACAUUCUACUGUCCGAACUGCGGCAACUGCUACGGCGCCGCCGGGAGCCUGAAACUCCACAUCCGAGCAUGCCUUAAACAGAAGGAGAGCGAGGAGCGCGGACUGGAGGCUCGCAAGUGCAACAUUUGCGGGAAAGUGUACAAUUCCAUUAGUUACUUGAAAGAACACAUGCUCCGACACAGCGGCAAGGCGCCCAAGAAAUGUCCCAAGUGCUACCGGAAAUUCGUGGAGGACUCCAAGCUGGAGGAGCAUCUCAAGUCGCACGAGAACGACGCCAAGACAACCGAAACCGAGGACAAGAAGAUCAUCAAGGAGUACACUUGCUCGUUCUGCCAGAAGAACUUCACGGUUGUGUUCGACUCACGCUACACGAAACGUCGCUACGCGUGCGACGAGUGUCGCGAGAAAUUCACCAACGAGGAGAACCUCAAACAUCACAAGGAGUCGCUGGAGGAGAAGAAGGACUUCCGCUGCGAACGGUGCGGGCGACGGUUCGUGUUCGAGGGCUUUCUGCAGCGCCACGCGCCCACCUGCGACGGCACGAUCAAGCGGAAACGCGAUCGGGUUUUCUAAGGCCGACUGCACUCAUGUAAUAUCCUAGAGUUAUCAAGUACAGAACUAAAUGCAUACGCAUCGUCCCGCCACCGCGGAGCUCGCGGCGCCUCUCCUGCUGCGCGCUCCACAUGGCACCUUCCCGAUUUCCGGAACGAUUGGGAAGCGAAAUUUCUUUCUGUUUAAGUCUAGAUUUUAGUUUCUAAGGUUGUUCGAAGGGAAGCAAGAUUGAGAUGGGCUGGACGCAGCUCCGCAGUUGGGUGGAGUCGUGGCCAGUUCCCGUGAGGGUAUUCCGAUCUGAAGACGUUUUCCGAGGGGAAGUCGGCACCAGUUUAUUCUAAGGGCGCGGGACGAUGCACUGUAAACUAUUUUACUGUAUUGUAGCCGAAGUCUUAACAGUUCUUCUUUGAAAUGUUUCUUUUUUAAUUUUAUGUCUAAAUUUAAAUGAUAAUUAUAAGUAAAGUUGUAAGGUAUAUUGAAAAA